GCUGAGCACGUGCUGCUGUCGCCCAGAAUACAGGGCCCCCGAGGUCUACCUUGGCCAGUGGUACAAUGGCCCCAAGGUGGACGUGUGGAGCCUGGGCGUCAUGCUCUACAGAAUGCUGACUGGCACACUGCCCUUCGGGGGGGCCCCACCUCGGGGCGAUCAGGGUGUGCAUCCUGGGCAUGUACCUCCAGCUUCCCGACUACCUCACGGAGCAGUGCCAGGACCUGCUGGCCAAAAUGCUGGCACGGGACCCCUGGAGUGCAUCCAGCAGCACGCCUGGGUAGCAGAAACCAGCAAGGGACUCCUGCCCUUCAGCGAGCCGUCCCUCAGCCCCCAGGACCCGGCCAUAACCAAAGCUAUGGAGCGCCUGGGCUACCAGAGGCAGGAAAUUCGAGAGGCCAUUGACGCUAACAAGUACGACGAGGUCAUGGCCACCUACCUGAUCCUCCGCUCCAGGAAGCAGGCGGGGGAGGAGGACUAUGAGGAGGAGGGGAAGGAGCGGCCCAGGCGCGUCAACUUCCAGGUGCCAAAGUGUGUCACCUUCCGGGAGCCCGGUGACCCCGAUUCCAAGGACUGCCCCCCACAACAGGAGGUUUCAGGGAACACCCCAAGGCCGGGUAUCCUGCGAAAGCAGGAAGUCCAAACGAGGGGAAAGGAUGCCACCCGGGGCAACAGGGUCAUCUCCACAGGAGUCCCUGAGCUGGAGGAUGCCCAGGAGCACACCGCUGCAGGGCCAGGCCGCCUGUUAGAGGAUACCCCGAUGGGCAGACCCUCCGUGCUAGGCCCGGUGCUGGAGGACUCCUGGGGGAACACCAGCACCUCUGUGGCCAGACCCCAGCUGGAGGAUGCUGGGGAGCACAGCAGCACCACUGAUACAGGCCCCCAGCUGGAGAGGGACCAGGAAAGCAGGGCCAACACAAUCAGUCCAGCUCCCCAGUCUUCCAGCACCACCCUAAGACCUCCCCCAAGACGUGGCUGGCCUACCAGUGCAGUGGCCCCUUCAGCAAUCAUCAGGGCCAGAGAUAGGGUAUUAGAAAAUAUCCUGGAAUUUUGUUGCUGCUGUGCAGCAUUCGAAUUGCAGAGCAACAAAGAUUAAAAAUAGCGCCACACCAGGCAAAACCUCCCCACCCCCAAAGCACAACCACUCAGUGGCCAUGGUGAACAAGAGUACACCAGGUAAGGUUGAGGCUCUGGAGAAGCUCAGGGGCUGGGCCCAGUCACAGGGGCCAGGAGCAGCAUGAGACACACGGGACUGCAGCACAGAAAUAUGGGCAAAACCGAUGUCCCUGGAGCACAGAUGUCCCUGGAGCAGAGCAGAUGAAGGGCCAGGGCGGCCAUGGAACUGGUGAAACACCUGGAGGGGAGCAGAGCAGACCCGUCCAGUACCACUUUUAACCAACUCCUUCUCACCCAUAUCCUCACGUCCCUGCAAAGACCGUCUCAUAACCAAGCCUGAGCCCUCACCCUGGUCUUCGUCCCCUCCAGAAGGAAGUAGCCAAAGAAAGAACCGUCGCCCCUUUUCCUAUCAACAAAAGGCUGGUAUGAAAGGUCGAUGCAGGGGCCAGGAAUGGGGAAGCCCACAUACAAACAACAAGAUGGCCCUGACACCAGUACCCCUGAUUCCAUCAAACCAAAACUGAAGCCAUAAGCAGGAGAAAACAACUCGGCUCCACGAAAA
This is a messenger RNA of Talpa occidentalis (Iberian mole), 1678 nucleotides long. RefSeq names its product serine/threonine-protein kinase MARK2-like. The transcript is spliced from 2 exons. The record is from RefSeq and is a predicted model, not a curated record. Bases 101 to 1096 code for a protein of 331 amino acids. Lineage: Eukaryota; Metazoa; Chordata; Mammalia; Eulipotyphla; Talpidae.